Messenger RNA from Zingiber officinale, 754 nucleotides. RefSeq lists its product as uncharacterized. The transcript has a single exon. The record is from RefSeq and is a predicted model, not a curated record. Lineage: Eukaryota; Viridiplantae; Streptophyta; Magnoliopsida; Zingiberales; Zingiberaceae. The coding region runs from base 145 to 597 and encodes 150 amino acids.
GUAAUAAAUGGAGCAUGAUACUUAUUUCCAAGCUCCAACCAUUUCUUUCUCUCUCUAUAUAUUAUCCAUGGCGUAACAGCUUAACUAAUUAAAGAAGAAAGAAGAAAGAAGAAGAAGAAGAAGAAGGAGAGUAGCGAGUGAUUAAUGGGAAAUAACUUGAGGUGUUGCUUGGCUUGCGUGCUCCCCUGCGGCGCCCUCGAUGUCGUCCGCAUCGUCCACCUCAACGGCCACGUCGAGGAGUACGGCCGCCCAGUUCACGCGGGCAAGAUCCUGGCCGCCAAUCCUCACCACGUCCUGAGCACCCCCUGCUCGCGGGGCGUCGCCGCCCGCAAGAUCCUGAUCGUGUCUCCGGAGGCCGAACUAAAACGUGGCCAAAUCUACUUCCUCAUCCCGGAGGCAGCCGUGCCGCCGCCUCCGGGGCAGAAGACCAAGCCAGCAGCAGCGGCGCAACGGAGGAAGCAGAAGGCAAUUACUCAGAGCGAGAGCCACCUCAGCGAGGCGCUUCCCGAGAAGAAGAAGCCGCCGUGCCACCGCCGACGCCGGAGCGGCCGCGUCGGCACUUGGCGCCCGCACCUCGACAGCAUAGCAGAGGACUGAAGAAAAGAUUUUCCCUUCCCUUGCUUCUGCUCUUCCAUUUUUCCCCCUCUGUAGAUAAAUCUGUGGCCACCUUUUCUUUUCAUUUUUUUCCCCCUCCGGCGGCUUAUGAAAAACCUUAUAAAAAAAGAUCAAGUGGAAGUAAUUGUGAAUUCUUACA